AUGGACCUCAAUUUCCAACUUGCCGCCCGUCAGUCACGCGAUCAAGCUCACUCCACGAUCACUCCACCCACGGCUUACACCAAAUCCCAAACAAUGGCUGGUGCCGUGGUCUCAAAACGAAGUGCGAGACAGUUUCUCGAGGACGAAGGCGGCCACCCUGCAGAACAUCCCACCUACCACCCCGCGAGACGCAAUUCCAAGCAAGAAGAUCCCAUCCCCAUUGAACUGGCCGAAAAGUACCAAGUAAAGGGACCCUCGCGGCAAGGAUCGCGCGAGUCCGUUGCCGGCUCCGACUCUACUUUGGACAUUUCCAUACAAAAGCAGAUCAUGAUGGCGAUGGAGGACGAAGCCCAAAAGGCCGCAACUCCCGGAGAGAAAGUUUUGGCGAGGCGCGAGGACGGACUUCUCAAGGUCGCCGAGCAGUCAAAAACCCCCCCGGCCUCACCCUCGUCCCCUGGCAUUGAGCGAAUCUUACCCAUUGACGGAAGGCCUGUCAACUUUGGCGUUGUUGUCCCUGGAGUUUAUCGAAGCAGCUACCCCAAGCCUGAGGACUUUGGCUUCAUCCGUAAUCUUGGCCUCAAAUCGAUUGUUACUCUUGUCCAAAAAGACGAUGUUGACGAGCCUUACACUGCUUUCAUGUCCAGCAAUGGCAUUCGUCACCAUGUCUUCAACAUGAAGGGCACAAAGAAGGAAGCCAUUCCCAUUCGUACAAUGAAGGCCAUUCUCCGGCUGGUUCUGAAUAGAGAGCAUCACCCUCUUCUUAUUCAUUGCAAUCACGGCAAGCACCGCACUGGCUGUGUUGUUGGCGUGGUCCGCAAGGUGACCGGCUGGGAACUCAACACAAUUGUCGACGAGUACCGGGCAUAUGCCGAGCCCAAGAUCAGAGACUGUGACGUUAAGUACCUCACCGACUUUGAUCUCUCAGAUCUGUCAAACCUUUUCGUCCAUGAAGCGAAUAUGCGGUUUCGGAUCCGGCACUUUAUGCGAGUGACGCUCUUCACUGUCUUUGUUGUGUUCGUCUGGUUCAUCUCAGGGCAUAGAAUGCAGACCACAGCCAGACGAGUCAAAGAAGUGAGGUGA
Molecule: messenger RNA, 1080 nt
Organism: Colletotrichum orchidophilum
Lineage: Eukaryota; Fungi; Ascomycota; Sordariomycetes; Glomerellales; Glomerellaceae
Product: tyrosine phosphatase
Exons: 4
Coding region: 1-1080 (359 amino acids)
Biological process (GO): protein dephosphorylation
Cellular component (GO): cytoplasm
Molecular function (GO): inositol diphosphate tetrakisphosphate diphosphatase activity; phosphatase activity
Source: RefSeq, a predicted model, not a curated record